This is a messenger RNA of Plasmopara halstedii, 1491 nucleotides long. Its product is annotated as atypical abc1 protein kinase. The transcript is spliced from 6 exons. Lineage: Eukaryota; Oomycota; Peronosporomycetes; Peronosporales; Peronosporaceae. The record is from RefSeq and is a predicted model, not a curated record. The coding region runs from base 1 to 1491 and encodes 496 amino acids.
AUGUCCACUCUCUUUAGCAGACACUCGAGGCGGUCGCUGACAGCGCUUGCAUUGAUUUCAGGCGGUGCCUACUUUGUCGAUGAAACUUAUGCCAACAUUCUGUCGCGAUCGCUGCGUGUGUUUGUCACUGGUGGUCAAGUGUUGUGGGACCAUCACCUUCAUUGGAAAGGUGUUGAGAAAGACGAUCCAGACUAUCGCUUUAAGCUUCGAAAUUUAAAUCAGCGUAUUGCUCAGAGACUUCUCCAUUUGUGCUAUGAGAAUGGAGGCAUUUACACAAAAUUUGGUCAGCAACUCGCCACGUUAAAUCACGGACUUCCUAAGGAGUACACAGAGACACUUGCCAAACUGCAGGAUCAAGCCAAGCCAGUAUCAUUUGACAAGAUUAGGCAAAGCAUUGAGGCGGAGUUAGGGCGAUCCUGGGAUGAGAUUUUCAAAGCUUUUGACCCGACGCCGAUCGCAUCAGCAUCUUUGGCUCAGGUACAUCACGCCGUGGAUACUUGUGGGCAAGAACUGGCUGUUAAAGUUCAAUAUCCUCAUCUGGAGCUGCAGAUGAGUGCGGACCUAAAAGUUAUCAAGUGGGCAUUUCAAGUCACUGAGUACUUUUUUCCUGAUGUUCAAAUUCAAUGGCUUUUACCAGAGUUCAGAAAUUCUUUGCUGUCAGAGCUGGAUUUCGAAAAUGAAAAAAACAACAGCCGUCGAUUUGCAGAUUACUUCAAGCACAAUAGCAAUGUUCAUGUGCCCCUCGUUUACGACCAUUUAAGCACAAAACGAAUGAUGACAAUGGAAUAUAUCAACGCACCAAAGAUCUCGCAGAUUGAAUCCAUCAAGGCAUUGAACCUCGACCCUAUUGAAGUUGCACGAGUGUUAUGUGAAGUGUUUAGCGAAAUGGUGUUUUGCCAUGGAUUUGUACAUUGCGAUCCACACGCCGGUAAUAUUUUUGUGCGCCAAAAUCCUGACAUACAUGGUAAAUACAAAGCACAACUUGUGCUGCUCGAUCAUGGACUUUAUCGGGAGCUGGACGAUAACUUUCGCAAAACGUAUUGCGACUUAUGGCGUGCGAUGUUAAUGCGAGACAAUGCACUGUUGAAGGAUUGCGGGCGUCUAGAUGCUUCCAUGAGCGAAUUGGAGCGUCAAAAGCUGUCGGAGGAAUUAAAAAAAUUGCGAUUUUCUAGCGUCACUGACUUUCUGGAACAGCUUCCAAGGGAUAUGUUAUUUGUUUUUCGGACAAAUAAUAUGAUACGAGCUCUCAAUAAGGAUCUUGGAGGAACCACAAGAGAAAGAUUUUCAAUAAUGGGGACUUUCGCUAUUUCUGGUCAUUCCUCGUUCUAUUAUCCUCCAAAUCAAGGGGGCUACUCUGGUUUAAUGACUUCGAUAGUCUAUUGGUGGCAUCAUCUUAAUCUGGUGUUUCGUCUUCGUGCGAUCGAUCGUGUGACGGCUGCUAUCGAGUUUGCCAGAGGCAAGCCGCCAGCAAAGGUCAAACAUGCUGGUUGA